CUUUAUGUCCAGAUAAUUACAAACAACAACCACAACACGGGUUAUACUUUAACCAAAACACGGUCGUUUAUGACAUCCACUCACUUAAUAAUUACUCUAAUUUUCUAUUCUCUUUCUUGUUCUAAUCCAACCACCAUCACCACCACCGGGUGUGUCGCCUUUCAGGACUAGCCUGGCCUUUUUGGUUCUUCUAUUUUCGCACAAAAGCACUUUUUUCAUCUCCCUUUCACAGAAAUUUGGGAACUUGAUUAGAAUGCCGGCGUGGUGGAGUAGGAAGUGGAGCAAGAGCAAGGAGGAGCACGAGGAGGCCGACGAGGUCGAGGAGGAGGAAGUGGAAGAGACACGUGGCGGGUUUCAGUUGAGUUUCUUGAAAUCUCCGGUGGCCGUUAGGAGGGGUGACGUCGGCAAGAGUAAAAGGAACAAGAAGAAGCCCAAGAGCUUCGACGACAAGCUGAAAGGGGUUCCCUUGCCUCGUCCCACUCACAGUCACAGCGAUCAAAUUCAAACGUUUGGAUCUCUCUCGGUGUCGGGUUCCAGCGUCAGCUCAUCCACCUCCUUCGAAGAUCACCCAAUUUCGCCUCACUUUAAUGCCAACAGAGGACAAGAUGAGGUGAGGUUCAAUGUGAGGUCAAAAAGUCCUGGUCCUGGGUCAAGAGGACCUACUAGUCCUACCUCACCGCUUCAUCCAAGGUUGCAUGCUUUGAGUCUUGACUCUCCUACGGGGAGGCAAGACGAGGGAAGGAGUGAAUGUCAUCCGUUGCCACUUCCUCCUGGUUCUCCAACUAGUCCUUCUUCUGUGUUUUCCAGUUCCAUCACACGGCCAAAUGGACUGUUGGAAAAUGCUACCAGCAAUGUGUCCAAGUGGAGAAAAGGAAAGCUCCUAGGACGAGGAACAUUUGGGCACGUGUAUUUGGGAUUCAAUAGUGAAAAUGGACAGAUGUGUGCAAUAAAAGAAGUCAAGGUUGUCUCUGAUGAUCAAACAUCAAGAGAGUGCCUCAAACAACUUAACCAGGAGAUAAAUUUGCUAAAUCAGCUUUCGCACCCUAAUAUUGUUCAAUACUAUGGGAGCGAACUGGUAGAAGAAUCACUUUCUGUAUUUUUGGAAUUUGUCUCUGGUGGUUCUAUCCAGAAAUUACUUCAGGAGUAUGGUCCAUUUAAGGAGCCUGUUAUUCAAAAUUAUACCAGGCAGAUUGUCUCUGGACUUGCCUAUCUGCAUGCAAGAAAUACCGUACACAGGGAUAUCAAAGGGGCAAACAUACUAGUUGAUCCUAAUGGGGAAAUCAAAUUGGCCGACUUUGGAAUGGCUAAACAUAUAAAUUCUUCUGCCUCAAUGCUUUCAUUCAAAGGAAGUCCAUACUGGAUGGCACCUGAGGUUGUGAUGAAUACAAAUGGCUAUAGUCUUCCGGUUGAUAUAUGGAGCUUGGGAUGCACAAUUAUUGAAAUGGCAACAUCUAAACCUCCUUGGAAUCAGUAUGAAGGGGUAGCUGCCAUAUUUAAAAUUGGGAACAGCAAAGAUAUGCCUGAAAUCCCUGAGCAUCUCUCCAAUGAUGCAAAGAAUUUCAUCAAGUUAUGCUUACAAAGAGACCCAUCGGCUCGGCCGACGGCCCAAAUGUUACUAGACCAGCACCCUUUCAUUCAAGAUCAAUCAGCAACAAAAGCUGCAAAUGUCAGCAUAACCAGAGAAGCUUUCCCUUACAUGCUAGAUGGAAGCCGGACACCGCCUGUGUUAGAGUCCCAUUCGAACCGAACAAGUAUAACUUCGUUCGAUGGAGAUUAUGCAUCAAAGCCAGCUCUUGCAGCCCCACGUGCAUCAAGAAGUCCAAGAGAUAACACAAGAAUGAUCAUAUCUUUACCGGUAUCUCCCUCUUCAAGUCCAUUGCGACGGUAUGGGCCAACGCACCAGAGCUGUUACUUUUCUCCUCCUCAUCCAGCUUACACAACAAUGGGACAAAGUAGUUACACUUUGAAUGACGCAUGCUCGUAUCCCAUAAGGUCAAAUGCACCGUUGACUCUUGAUCCUUGGCAUGAAACAUCUCGGUUCAAAGCCAAUACACCACCUGGUGGAUCUCCAAGAAUGAGACUCAUUUAAGUUGAAAUUGUAAAUAGCUAUAGGGCUAAUAUAUGUCUCCCCUGUGGGUCUGUGGAUGAACUUGAACGUGGACUCUGAAGCACAAACUAUCCAAAAGAUUCUGGUCCAUUCUUUAUACAUUAAAACCAGAUGACAGAAAAAAUGAUUCUGGCCGUAAGCUCUUGGUGCAUUGGAUUGGGCUGGGGAGACAUUGCUGCUUGUAACGAUUUCUUCAUUAUUGUAAAUCCGAUGUCUUAUUGUAUUUGUAGUAACUUUAUGUUGUACAAUGCUAGUUUAUGGCAGAAUAAAUAAA
This is a messenger RNA of Vigna radiata var. radiata (mung bean), 2381 nucleotides long. Its product is annotated as mitogen-activated protein kinase kinase kinase 3. Gene Ontology annotation, molecular function: protein kinase activity; ATP binding. NCBI's taxonomy places the organism in Eukaryota, Viridiplantae, Streptophyta, Magnoliopsida, Fabales, Fabaceae. The coding region runs from base 254 to 2089 and encodes 611 amino acids. The transcript has 11 exons. The record is from RefSeq and is a predicted model, not a curated record. Gene Ontology annotation, biological process: protein phosphorylation.